CCCUUUUUAGGUGAAACCAUCAAUCAGACACACACUCACCUCACACCUCCUCCUGGCUGUUGUUGUUGUUUAUUGUACUGUAUCAACCAACCAAAACCAAUACCCAAAACCGCCCUCUUUCUCUCUCUCUCUCAAUCAUCAUCCGCCCAACACCUGAAUCCAAUUCCAAUUCCAAUUCUAAUUCUAUAUCAUAAAAUUAAUUCCUAUUUUCCCCAAAUCAAAAACCCUAAAACCCACUUUCGAUCUUUAUAUUUAUUUUAUUGAUUAUUCAUAAACAAGAAUUAUGGAUGGUGAUUCAUGGGCUGCUCGUCUUUCUUCAACAUCCAAACGUUAUCAAUAUGCUCUUCAAUCCCACAGAUCAUCAUCUGAUAUGUUUUUAGGGUUUGAAGAUGUAGAGAUGGAUGAUGAUAUACAGAUACAGCAGCAGCUGAGGGAGGAAUUUCCGUGCCCAUUUUGUACUUGUUAUUUCGAUAUUGUCGGAUUAUGUUGUCAUAUCGAUGAUCAACAUCAUCUUGACUCCAAAAAUGGGGUAUGUCCAAUUUGUGCGGUGAGGGUGGGGGUAGACAUGGUAGCCCAUUUAACCUUGCAGCAUGGAAACAUAUUUAAGAUGCAACAAAAGAGGAAAAGUCGAAAAGGUUCUGUAUCAACACUUUCAUUACUAAGGAGGGAACUACGAGAAGGAAAUUUGCAGUCUCUUUUUGGAGGAUCCUCUUAUUUAUCUCAGCCAACGAAUGCGACACCUGACCCAUUGCUGUCAUCUUUUAUUUUGCCAAUUGGUAAUGAUUUGGAGAGCGCCCAGUCUAAGUCUUCAGCCGAAUCGGUUGCUGUAGCUAAAAGCACAAGUGAGCAGGCAUCUGAAAGGAAGCCUCAGUCACCUCCGUUAUCAAUUGAAGACAAGGAAGAGAGGAGUAAAAGAUCAGAAUUUGUGCAAGGAAUGUUGCUGUCAACGAUUUUUGAUGAUGGCUGCUUGUAAAGAAAGAUGUUACUGGAUUUCUUGUUUCCAGGCAAGGUUGUGAUGGGGGAGGGUUCUAUAUGUUCAUGUAAUCAGGAGAGUGAAAUGUAGCAAUAAAAUGUGUAAUUUAUGUCUGCGAAUUGUAGUCGCUUGUAUUGCUAUUCAAAAAAAGAAAAAAAGAAAUAAGUAAUAGAAAUAAUAGGUGCGAUGGCGUUUGUAAGUUGAUGAUACAUAUUUAUAUACUUUAGUUGCUUCAUCUCAUGACAAUGAAUGAAAUUAUGUUUUUCUUCA
Erigeron canadensis is the source of this 1243-nucleotide messenger RNA. RefSeq names its product protein DEHYDRATION-INDUCED 19 homolog 3. The record is from RefSeq and is a predicted model, not a curated record. The coding region runs from base 284 to 973 and encodes 229 amino acids. Lineage: Eukaryota; Viridiplantae; Streptophyta; Magnoliopsida; Asterales; Asteraceae. The transcript has 5 exons.